AUGCCGCUUUCUGACUACGUCUCGCGUUUCGAUGCCCGACCUAACGAAUUACUCCGUUACAAGCUCAAGGUGCUACCAGACGAAGUUGGCAGCAGCUUGGUGUUCGCGCAUGGUAUUUGGGUCGUUUCAGAUGAGAAUAAGUUGGCCGGUUUCGGGCAGGACCUCGACUUCAUACCGAGCGAGCUUUUGGAUACGCCAGAGAACGAGUCGAUUCGCGGCCUUUUGCUGCCGGAUGACAGAUCAAGCUAUCUGGUUCACGUGACGUUGGUAUGUUCGAAGGUCUGUGUGUACGUUGUGGGAGUGAGCGGUGCGCAGAAUCAAGCAGUGUUAGUUCGAACGCCGCUGGAAUCGAUCAAAGCAGUUGAAGAAAGUCUCACGAAACCAACCGUUCUUGAUCUGGGCAUCAAAGCGACAGCAAGCGCUGAGUGGUUGCGGCUUCCGACUUCUAUCACGACAACGACGGCAUUUGAGCCACCAACUGCGGCUUUGGAUGGAUGA
Peronospora matthiolae is the source of this 498-nucleotide messenger RNA. The record is from the annotation of a GenBank genome assembly. NCBI's taxonomy places the organism in Eukaryota, Oomycota, Peronosporomycetes, Peronosporales, Peronosporaceae.